AUGGCUAUGACACCACAAACCUCGGACUCCUCCCUGUCGGGGGGACCCAUUCGAUCCAUGCAGGAGCCGAUCGCAGUCGUUAGCAUGGCAUGUCGAUUACCGGGACACAGCGAUUCCCCGCAGAAGUUAUGGGAAUUCCUGGUGCAAGGAGGUGUGGCACACACCAAGGUCCCAGAAACACGAUUUAACCUGGACGCCUUCUAUGAUGGGUCUGAUCGACCGAAGACAAUGCGCUCUCCCGGCGCCAUGUUUAUGGAAACUGUCGAUCCAGCGAAGUUUGAUGCAUCAUUCUUUAACAUUUCAGCGCAGGAGGCAACGGCCAUGGAUCCUCAACAACGGAUCAUACUGGAGGUUAUCUAUGAAGCAUUGGAGAAUGCCGGCCUCACACUGGAGUCGCUAGCGGGUCAAAGGUAUGGCUGCUUCGUCGGAGGUCACCCUGGAGACUACUGGGACGUGUUCGCACGGGAUCCAGACUCCAGACCAGUCAAUGCGGGCAUUGGUGGCUCCGGCACAAUGUUGAGCAAUCGCGUUAGUCACUUCCUGGGUAUUACAGGCCCUAGCAUGUCCCUUGAUACCGCAUGCUCCAGCUCCUUGGUAGCGCUAGACAUGGCAUGCAAAUUCCUUCAAACCGGCGAGAUUGACGGAGCCGUCAUCGCGGCAUCCAAUCUGGUCCUGCACCCCGAAUAUGGCUGUGAUACUGGACCGAUCAGAAACACCCACUCGCCAACCGGACGCUGCCACACAUUUGAUGCCAAGGCAGACGGGUAUAUAAAGGCCGAAGGAAUCAAUGCAGUGAUUUUGAAACGGCUUGAUGAUGCCGUACGAGCUGGAGACCCAAUCCGAGCGGUAAUUCGAGGGACCGCGAAUAACCAUAGCGGUCGCACCCCAGGUAUUGCGUCUCCCAGCGCUGAUGCCCAGGCCGCUGCGGUGCGCACUGCAUAUGAGAAUGCCAACAUCACUGACUUUUCUCUCACAUCGUACCUCGAAUGCCAUGGAACUGGUACAUUGGCUGGAGACCCAGUUGAGGUGGCUGGCGUCUCCUCGGUCUUUGCAGAGUCCCGGGCGCAUGAUAGACCACUGCACAUUGGAUCGAUCAAAAGUAAUAUCGGGCAUUCGGAGACUGCUGCGGGAAAUCCGACUUUCGAAACGCCUAACCCCAACAUCGACUUCAGCGGGCUGAAGGUGAAGGUUAGUCGCAGUGCCAUCCCUUUCCCCAAGGACGUCCCGUUUCGACGUGUAGGGGUGAACAACUUUGGAUUUGGUGGCAGCAACUCUCACGCAAUCUUGGAGGAGCCGCGAGUUGUUCAGUUGGAUUACUGCCCAACGCACAAAACAUCCUACACACCUCCUAGUCCGGACUGUGCUGUGAUCGAAGCUGCUGCCAAGCAACCAUAUAUUCUAUGCUUCUCGGCAAACAACCAGAGCUCCCUCAAACGUUACAUUGAGGAGUUCUCUCAGCAUUGCGCCAGCCCGAGCGUACACCUGAACGUCCGAGAUGUGGCCUACACACUCGGUGUACGCAGAAGCCAGCACUUCCACAGAGGCUACCUCAUCACCGAUAAUCUCACACACAUCGACCCGACAAGGGUAGUCUAUGGCAAAAAGAGUGUCAAUGCCGUGAAUGUUGGGUUUGUUUUUACCGGUCAAGGAGCACAAUGGCCGCAGAUGGGCUUAGAGCUACUGGCAUCAUUUCCGGUGGCCAGGAGGUGUGUGGAAAAGCUGGACAAGGUCUUGCAUCGUCUGCCCAACAAGCCGACGUGGUCAUUAUAUGACGAAUUGACCAGGCCAUGUAGCCCUGAGCAUAUUCGAAAUCCGGAGCUGAGCCAGCCACUGGUCACUGCGUUGCAGAUAGCAAUGGUCGAACUCUUCCGCAGUUGGGGGAUCUCGCCAACCAGUGUUCUUGGCCAUUCCUCGGGCGAGAUUGCGGCUGCGUACGCGGCUGGCUACCUCACCGAUGCUGAAGCGAUCGUUGUCGCAUACCAUCGUGGCAUGGCGUCUCAGACGGGGAAACCAAACGACACCCUGCCUCUCGGGAUGCUCGCGGUGGGGUUGGGUGCAGAGCAGGUCUCGCCAUACCUGGAUGGGUUGGAAGGGGUCCAGAUUGCCUGUUACAAUAGCCCUGCAAGCGUGACCUUAUCUGGGCUUUCCUCGGUGCUCGAGCAAGUGAAAGUCAGACUCACGGACGGUGGAGUGUUUGCUCGCAUGCUCCAAGUCGACCUGGCGUACCAUUCCACAUAUAUGGAGACAAUUGGUGACAUGUAUGAGCAUCUGCUCAACCGGGACCUCCCAUCAAUCGCGCAGGAAUCCCCACGGUCUGGCGACGUCGCAAUGUUUUCCUCGGUCACUGGAUCCCAGCAAGAGGUCUGUCCGGGCAUUAAAUACUGGAAGAGGAAUAUGACUUCUCCUGUUCGCUUCGAGGAUGCGGCUCGUGCUAUGUUAGGUGGAAAGUCGUCGGCCACUUUGUUGGUUGAGAUAGGGCCUCAUGGUGCGCUUAAAGGACCCAUCACACAGAUUCAAAGGGCCCUCGAGGGGACAGCAGCCAAAAUUCCGUAUCUUUCAGCACUGAAUCGAGGCUCCGACUCAAUUCAUCACACGCUCGCAGUCGCCGGCCAACUCUUUCUGGCGGGUGCUCCCGUUGACCUUGAGAAGGUGAUUUCAGACAGCAAAGAAACCCGUCCCAUGGUGAUCGUGGACCUGCCAAACUACUCUUGGGACCAUUCCACACCCUACUGGUUCGAGACACAAGCUAGCAAGGACUGGAGGUUUCGCCCAUUUGUUCAUCAUGACUUGCUGGGAAGUAAAAUCCUCGGCACAUCGUGGCUCCAUCCCACAUUUAAGAAAACCAUGGAUCUCAGUCUUCUCCCGUGGUUGAAGGAUCAUCGAAUCGGGACCGACGUCGUAUUCCCUGCAUCAGGAUACAUCGCAAUGGCAGUCGAGGCAAUGUACCAGACCGGAUGCAUGCGUAAACCAAACGAUCCAUUCCCACUCUCCAACGAGCUAAGCUACCAAUUGCGCAAUGUCCGAUUCAAUGCAGCGCUUGUUUUGGAAGAAGAGGUGGAGAGCGAGAUCUAUCUGACAAUGAGCCCAUUCCCGGGAAGCAAUGAGAACUGGUUUGAGUUCCUAAUAUCUUCUCGUAGGGAUGGUGCCAUUACAAAACAUGCAGCUGGAUUGAUCCGGCUCCAAGAGCCUGUCCUUGACCCGGCUGAUGAGAAAGAUAUUGCACCAUUCGAGGAUGCCUCUCCCGGGCACUUAUGGACAAAGGCUUGCGCUGAGCUUGGAUACCAUUAUGGUCCCGCAUUCCACCUGUUGGAGAAAGUGGAAUCGCGUUUUGGGCAGCGACGGGCUCGCUCGUUAAUCACACUAGCAGACCCUCCUUCAGCUCAUGAUCCUCAGUCUUUGUAUCCCGUUCAUCCCGCUGCGCUGGACGGUGUAUUUCGGGCCGUUGUACCUGCAGCGAUCGCUGGAGACCGCAGCAGAAUGGCUGAGACCCUAAUUCCCGCCAUGGUGGAUGAUUUUAUUAUAAACCCCACUCAUCGGCCAGACGCAGGCAUCGCCGUUGCUUCCAGCUAUUACUCUGGGCGCGGGAGAGAAGAUACGGAGAAGAGCUAUCUUGGAAAUACUUCCGUAUAUGAUUCAACUAGUGGCGCUCUACUGGUUCGAAUGACCGGAUUAUCGAGUCAUAGGAUUGAUCUAGGAAUUGAUCCGGUAAAUCGACAUACCCUCACCCAGGAUGUCCUGAAGCCGGAUAUUUCCACGCUGAACGAGAAGGCCAUCCAGGAGCUUGGACGAGGGCACACGAACCUCACUCCAGUGCUUCUGGAUUUAAUGAUGCAUAAAAAGCCCUCCCUGAAUGUGCUUGAGAUUGAUUUGGGAACUCGGGAACCCAGUAGCGUCUGGCUUGAAUCCCUGGAAACGGGCGCUGAGUUGCAAUGCCAAUACCGUUAUCUGGCCCGCGAUGCCACAAAUCUUUCUGCUGUGGAAUCGAAGUACCGCGAUCAAGCCAAUACCUCCUUCCAGCUUCUGGAUCUAGAAAGUAGCCACUUGGGUGUGGAGAAUCAGGAAAGCUUUGACUUGAUCAUACUCAAGGCCGUCUCGCCGUUGCCUCCCAGGUCAGUCGCCGUAGUGGGAGCGUUGAAAGACCUACUCGCACUUGAUGGUCAUAUACUGGCAACCGAUUACGCAGAGACGAGCCUUAAGCCGGAGUCAGAAUCCUCGUUGGUUCAUGUGGUUGAGAAUGUGACAUUCGCAAAGGUGCUCUCCAUUCCAUCCGAACCAUGGGCAACCUUUUUAUGCAGACCACGAGUACUUGCAGAUCGCGCUUCUGCAGUAGCGAAGCAGCUGCAUAUCAUCUACAUGGAAGAGAAUACUGUCCUACCGCGUAUAGUGGAACAAUAUUUGACAGCAGCAGGAUGGCAAGUGACCGAGCAUCAAUAUUUGACUGCAAAUGUCCCAGCCGGGGCGCCUGUCCUUAUUCUUGACGAGUUGUACUCGCCCCUUCUUGUCCACAUUAAUGAGGCACAAUGGCUGUGCCUGCGCCACCUCAUCACCAGCGGCUGUAAACUUCUCUGGGUCACUCGAGGCGGCCAACUGUCUGCCUCCGAGCCAGGUAGUGCCUUAGCUGCUGGGCUUUUCCGCUCAAUCCGAUCCGAGGAUCCCGCGGCAACACUAAUGACCUUGGAUAUGCAAAGUCAAGAUGUAUCAGCGGCGCUGGUUGCUCUUCCUCUGGUUCUUGAGAAACUCCAGAUGCGCCAAGCUGAUUUGGUGAGCGAUAGCGAGUAUGUGGAGAAAGACGGUAUCCUACACAUCCAUCGGGUUGUACCCUAUCAUCCUCUAAACCACGAGAUUAAAUCGUGGAAGGAGGGUUUUGUGCACACAUCACUGUCCACCGAUGGUCCUAUCACACGUCUAGUAGCUGAGGAACUCGGUACUCUAGAAGGCCUACGGUUCGUCCAAACUCCGGACGAGACCCUCCCUGACAAUCAUGUUGAAAUUGAGAUUCAGGCCGCUGGCCUAAAUUUCAAAGACGUUGCUGUUACGAUGGGCAUAGUACCCGAGAAUGAGCGUCUACUCGGCCUGGAGGGGUCAGGCAUCAUCCGUCGAGUUGGAUCUAACAUUGAUGAUAAAACUAUCAUCGGCACUCCUGUCGUCUUUAUGGAGAAGGGGGCCUUCGCCAACUGCAUCCAGGUCCCAAUUGAUUUCACACAUCGUAUCCCAAACACAAUGUCCUUCAGCGAGGCAGCUACAAUUCCAGUCGCCUUCUGUACGGCACUCUACUCCUUGUUUGAUAUGGCAGACCUGCAACCUGGACAGUCCGUCCUUAUUCAUUCUGCGUCUGGUGGUGUUGGAAUUGCUUGUAUUCAAUUAGCUCAGUAUGUCGGAGCGGAGGUCUACGUGACCGUCGGUAGUGAUGCAAAGCGUCGCUUCCUACAUGACACAUACAAGAUCCCGUAUGAACGCAUGUUCUCAUCCAGAUGCUCCAAGUUUGCCGCUGGGAUCAUGAAGGCCACCGAUGGGAAGGGAAUUGAUGUGAUCGUGAACUCGAUCACGGGAGACUUGCUCGAUGCCACAUGGAGAGUAUGUGCCGCGGGUGGGACUCUGGUUGAACUUGGCAAGAGAGAUAUGGUGGAACGUAAUACUCUAUCCAUGGAGCCUUUCGACCGGGGUUGUUCAUUCCGUGCUGUAGAUCUCUCCCAUCCACGACUGUUACGGAAAUUGCCUAGGUAUGUUCCUUUCGUUUGCAUUGACGGUCGCUAUACUUACCCCAGCAUCAGUAUCCUUCGCCGUGUCUUUGAUCUAGCAAGCAAAGGCCAUAUUCACCCUAUCAAUCCAGUGACAACCUUCCCCAUCACCCAGGCUGCAGAGGCCUUUUCUUAUAUGCGUAGUGGAAAGCACAUUGGAAAGGUUGUGAUUGACGGAAUGGCUGCCGCGGAAGGGAUGUCAGCACCGGUACGCCCUCUGCGCCAGGAUAUAACAUUCAAUGCCGGAUCUGCCUAUCUCAUUGUAGGUGGUCUCAAAGGUUUGUGUGGUAGCUUAGCCUUGCACCUGGCCCAGCGAGGUGCCCGCCAUUUAGUGGUGAUGUCUCGUAGCGGGUGUGCGGAUUCUCGCUCCCAAGCAGUCAUUUCCAAUUGUCACUCGCUUGGAUGCAAUGUAUAUGACUGCCGUGGUGAUGUGUCACGCAUCUCCGACGUGCGACAGGCUUUUCUCCAAGCCCCUGUCCCCAUCAAGGGUGUCGUACAGGGUGUGAUGCUCCUGCGUGACCGACCCUAUGAGUUGAUGACGAUCAACGAGUUUCACGAAUCUAUUCAGGGGAAGGUCCAAGGCACAUGGAACCUGCACAAUGUUUCUAUCGAAAUUGGCCGCGAACUAGAUUUCUUCCUCCUCCUUUCUAGCAUCUCCAGCGUGGUGGGGAGCCCAGGCCAAGCAAACUAUGCCGCUGCCAACAGUUUCCUUGACUCUUUCGCUAGUUAUCGACGCUCCAUGGGGCUUGCCGCCCAGACAAUUAACCUGGGUGUGAUAGAAGACGUUGGAGUUGUGGCAGAAUCAGAAGAUCUAACUCGGCGUCAUGAAGCAUCCAAGGAGUUGAUUGGCAUCCCUGAACGUGUGCUUCAUUGCAUGGUCGAUACUUCACUCCGGCAACAGUUUCUUCAGCAUACCCACCAGCCAAAUUCAGGGGCCUCAGAAUUCCCAACUCGACUCAUAACUGGACUCGCGGUGCCUCAAGACCCAGCUCAAUCUGGCCUCCGAUUUGAUCCUCGCUUCCGUGGACUGUUUGUCGGGAAUUCGAACUCUCAGGCCAAUGCAGGAAAGCCAACUGAUGAACUCGGUGCCGCACUCCAAUCGUUCCACGCGAUGAUUCGCGCUGGUGCCGCGGCCGACGAACUACACGAACCGUGUCUAAGCAUCCUCGCCACUCGGCUGGCGCGGAUGUUGCGCUAUAAUGAAAACCAACAGAUUGAGCCUGGGCAACCGCUUUCGGUCUAUGGGCUGGACUCGCUCUCCAUGGUGGAACUGCGGAAUUGGAUCAAGGCCCAGAUGGGGGCUGAGGUGACAACCUUUGAUGUCCUUAACGCCAAUAGUUUGAUCAUGUUAGCACAACGGGUCGUGAAUAAGUUACGCCGUGAAUAA
This is a messenger RNA of Aspergillus nomiae NRRL 13137, 7125 nucleotides long. RefSeq names its product type I polyketide synthase. Gene Ontology annotation, biological process: fatty acid biosynthetic process; secondary metabolite biosynthetic process. The transcript has 8 exons. The record is from RefSeq and is a predicted model, not a curated record. Lineage: Eukaryota; Fungi; Ascomycota; Eurotiomycetes; Eurotiales; Aspergillaceae. Bases 1 to 7125 code for a protein of 2374 amino acids. Gene Ontology annotation, molecular function: fatty acid synthase activity; 3-oxoacyl-[acyl-carrier-protein] synthase activity; phosphopantetheine binding.